Molecule: messenger RNA, 2321 nt
Organism: Vidua macroura (Pin-tailed whydah)
Lineage: Eukaryota; Metazoa; Chordata; Aves; Passeriformes; Viduidae
Gene: RWDD3
Product: RWD domain containing 3
Exons: 4
Coding region: 1-795 (264 amino acids)
Biological process (GO): positive regulation of protein sumoylation; positive regulation of hypoxia-inducible factor-1alpha signaling pathway
Molecular function (GO): protein binding
Source: RefSeq, a predicted model, not a curated record
AUGUCGGAGCUGGCGCGGGAGGAGCUGUCGGCGCUCGCCGCCAUCUACUGCGAGCCGGGCGCCUGCGAGGUGCUGGCGGCCUCAGAGAUACAUGGGAUCUCAUUUAGAAUUCAAAUCAGUGCAAAAGAAGUGCUGGAUACAGAUGUACUUUUAAAGCUGUUGUUUCAUUUACCAGUCAAUUACCCAUCAACUCUACCAGAUAUUUCUGUUAACUCAGACCAGCUUACAAGGGCCCAGUGCAUGGAUGUGAAAGAGAAAUUACUUGAACAAGCAAAGAAGCAUCUUUCUGAACCCAUGGUACACGAUCUGAUUCUUUGGGUACAGCAGCAUCUUAAAGAAGUCAUUAAGCAAUCAGCAACAGUUUCAAAUGAAAAAACUACUUUGUCAAAAGGAACAGAAGAUGGUAUCUGGAUGCUCCUUUUGCAUUUAGAUCACAUGAGAGCAAAGGCAAAAUAUGUGAAAACUGUGGAAAAAUGGGCUUCAAAUUUAAGGCUGACUGGAAGACUGAUGUUCAUGGGCAAGAUAAUAUUGAUUCUUCUUCAGGGUGACAGGAGCAGCAUUAAGGAAUACUUGAUUCUUCAGAAAACUUCAAAGGUAGAUGUGGACUCAAGUGGAAAGAAAUGCAAAGAGAAAAUGAUGAGAGUACUGUGUGAGACAGAAGUACAGUCCCAGCAUAAAAGGUUUCAGACGUUUGAAGUCAAAGAAUACUCGGCACCGGAGGAGCUACAAAAGGAAUUUGAAACUGCAGGACUUACAACUCUUUUCUCUGAGUUUGUGCUUCCUCUCUUGAAAUAAAAUGAAAAGAAACCACUGGACCUUUGACCAAAGCAGUAAUUGACUGCAGAUGCUGAUAGAAGACAAAAGGACUAAUGUGGCAAAACAAUGUUGAAGCUUUUCUGCAAAAAAUACCAGUAGUAGUCAUCCUUUUGCAAGAAGAAGGCAAUUAAUACAUUAAGAACUUGUAAUUUUUUGAGAUUUAUGUCAAAAAACAAUGUGAUGUUGGUUGUUAUAAUUGCAUGGCAAGCAUGAGAGACUGGGAAGAAAUAAUGCUAAAAAAAUAGUCUUAUAGUCAGACUCUAUUUUAUAGACCCUGUUUUUCAAUGUUCUGUUUCUUCUCUCUCAUGGUAGAAUUUGUCAAUAAUGGCCUGUGAGAGUGCAUGAUUAAUUUUGCUUUGGAAGACUGUAUGAAGAUAUUUCCAUAAAAAAAACAUAGCAAAAACACAUUUGAAUAUGUGAGGACAGCAUAUACUUAAUGUCCCUUAGGAGUUCAUCUGCUAAUUUUUCAUUCUCCCUUUAUUGACUACAAAUACUAGAUAGUUGAUUUGAAGAAAAAGCUCAAGUCACUUGAGGCCUGAAAAAACUUAGAAGUGUCUUUUUGAAUGUUAGUUUUUAUUCUAAAAUUUGUAAAAACAUCCACAUAGAGGAUUUAAAUUGAUAAAAAGCUGAGGUAGAGCCAAUUGUAAUAUUUUCUUUGAUAGUUUACAGAUGUCUUUUUGCACUUUAUCUGGUUUUACUGUCUGUGCAGCUUCAGUUACCUUGAUUCAAUUAAACUGUUGGAGCAGUAUAUAUGCAGACUUCAGUCUUCCAUCUUUCAAGGCUUCUGCCAAGUUGCUUUUGUUUCUUUAUUUGGGUUUUUUUUAAUUGGUCACUGGCUUUGGCCAACCUGUAAUUUUUUUAAUCAGUAGUUUGUGUUUUACAUCUGUAUAGCGUUACAAAUUAUAUGCAUAAUUUUAGGAAUUGUGCAAAUUUUACAAGUUCUGUUUACCUAGGGAAGAUUGGAUACUUAUUUAUUACAAUUAUUAAUGUGAGUCCUUUAGUUUCUAUUUUACCUGAAACCAUUCUCUAACAAGACUAGAUAAAUUAUCCAGUAAUAAAAAAUUUGCAAUCAUGAUUUUCUUAGUAGCUAGCACUGCCGUUUGCCAUUUCAAUUGGCUUUAGCAUGUAGCAUAUGCUUUACUGCUCUCUAAAAUUCAGUCACAGAAACCAAAUGUCUCAUGUAUUCUGUAAUUAAAGAGAUUUGAUCAAUUCAGUAUAAACUAAUUUAUUUCCAUUGUUCUGGGGGAAGACCAGUACUAUUUGUUUAGUUCCGAAAGUGUGGUUUGGCAAAUAAUUAUGUAAGAUCUGAUUUCCUGUUCCAUGCUCAGACCAUGAGAUCAUACCUCUUCCUUUAUAUAUUCUAGAAAAGCAACUAAAGCAGACUAGGAAGAGUUUUAUAUUUUACUGUUUGAAUUAUCAGAUGUAUAAUGGAUUGCAUAUUGUUUGAAAGUUUCUGAAGUUUUUCAGGAGUUUGGUGAUUUUCCUAAUAUAGAGUGUCUCAAAUA